Messenger RNA from Scheffersomyces coipomensis, 1648 nucleotides. RefSeq names its product TauD/TfdA dioxygenase family protein. Gene Ontology annotation, cellular component: cytoplasm. The record is from RefSeq and is a predicted model, not a curated record. Gene Ontology annotation, biological process: sulfur compound catabolic process. Bases 436 to 1593 code for a protein of 385 amino acids. Gene Ontology annotation, molecular function: sulfonate dioxygenase activity. The transcript has a single exon. Lineage: Eukaryota; Fungi; Ascomycota; Pichiomycetes; Serinales; Debaryomycetaceae.
UAUUUGGCUAUCAAUCGCUUAACCGCUAUUAGUUUUGUCUAUGUAGAUUUUAAAAUCAAUAGGCGGGGCCUACUGACACAAUAUACUUUUAGUCGACAUUAAAUAAUAUUCGUUGCAUCGAUCAAACAGUUUUUUAUCAGAUAUUGCUAUUGUGGCUCCCUUGCUCAUUCUUGCGUUUGGCUGUGAAUGGUAGCGCCGAUCACAUGCAGGAUAGUAUAUUUAUUGCGUUUUCGGGUCGGGAUCUUUUGAUUGUGGCUCAAGAUUCCUAAUCAAUUAUUAUUGCAAAUUUUAGUCUCGUAUUAUGGGGAGACAUGGGUUGUAAGGCUCUAUAUCAAAUACUAUAUAAAUAUAGUACAAUUAUCAUGAUUUAGUUGAUAUUGCUGUUAUUAUUAUUAUUAUAACCCUAUAACAUACGUUAAAUAUAAAAGUAAUAAGAUGUCUACAGGUCAUAGAUUUGGUAAUUUUGAUAUUCAUUUCUACAAUGGUGUAGAUGAAGUUGAUAAAGAUGGUGUAUUAGUCAUUAAUAAAAAGAAUAGAGAUGCUUCUAAUUUCCCAGAUUUCUUACCAACUUGGGAUCCAACUCAAAAAUAUCCUCCUUUAAAAUUCUUUAAACACGAAGAUCCAGGUGCUAGAGCUGAUCCAAGUUUAUCUACUUUGUUUCCAAAGAAUGGUGAUUAUGAACUUAAAAAAGUUACUCCAAAAUUUGGAACCCAAGUUACUGGUGUUCAAUUAAGUCAAUUAGAUGAUAAAGGUAAAGAUGAAUUAGCUUUAUUUGUUGCUCAAAGAGGGGUUGUUAUUUUCAGAGAACAAGAUUUUGGUUCCAAAGGUCCAGAAUUUGCUGUGAAAUACGGUGAACACUUUGGUAGAUUACAUAUUCACCCAACCUCAGGUGCUCCAAGAGGACAUCCUGAAUUACAUAUUACUUUCAGAAGACCUGAUAAAAAUGAGUUUGAAAGAGUCUUUUCUCAAAGAACUAGUAAUGUGGGAUGGCAUUCUGAUGUUUCUUAUGAAUUACAACCACCAGGUACCACUUUCUUUUCAGUCUUAGAAGGUCCUGAUGCUGGUGGUGAUACUAUUUUCGCUGAUACAGUUGAAGCUUAUAAAAGACUUUCUCCAGCUUUUCAAGAAAGAUUAGCAGGAUUAAAUGUUUUACAUACUUCUAAAGAUCAAGCUUCCAAUUCAAGAGGUCAAGGUGGUAUCGAAAGAAGAAAACCAGUUUCUAACAUUCAUCCUUUAAUCAGAACUCACCCUGCUACAGGUGAAAAAGCCAUAUAUUUAAACAAGCCUUUCGCUAGAAGAAUUGUGGAAUUAAAAGAAGAAGAAUCAGAUUAUUUACUUAAAUUCUUAUUCGAUCAUAUUGAACUGUCUCAUGAUUUACAAUUGAGAGCUAAUUGGGAACCAAAUUCAGUUGUUAUCUGGGAUAACAGACGUACAGUUCACUCAGCUAUUAUUGAUUGGGAUACUCCAGUUUCAAGACAUGCUUUCAGAAUCACUCCUCAAGCCGAAAGACCUGUUGAAGAUUUAAAAGACUUAAACAAGGAAGAACAUGAUGUUGGCGAUCUUGAAGAAGCCUUAAAAUCUGUUAAAACUUAAUUUAUCAAUAAAAAGUUCUGAACGUUUAGUUAUAUAUUAAUAAAAACAAAAAUUU